This is a messenger RNA of Cydia strobilella, 2555 nucleotides long. It is a transcript of the gene elm, whose product is annotated as calcineurin B homologous protein 1. The transcript is spliced from 5 exons. Gene Ontology annotation, biological process: positive regulation of sodium:proton antiporter activity. Gene Ontology annotation, cellular component: plasma membrane. Gene Ontology annotation, molecular function: calcium ion binding. Bases 310 to 879 code for a protein of 189 amino acids. The record is from RefSeq and is a predicted model, not a curated record. NCBI's taxonomy places the organism in Eukaryota, Metazoa, Arthropoda, Insecta, Lepidoptera, Tortricidae.
AAAAUUUAUAGCAUUUUCACUGUUUUCAGCAUGAAAAUGAGUAUGGAAAAUCGUGUAACGAUCUAAAGGCCAUUUAAUAUCCGCCUUUUUAUUUUGCGGUGACCAAAAAAUAUUAAUAAAUUAUUUACUUGUGCUAUAAACUAGAAUGAGUGUUAUCAUUAUUCAAUGACUUCAAUGUGAAUAAAGUUUAAAGUACAAAUGUGACCAAUCGUUUACAAAACUUAGUUCCGAUCGCGUUAAUCGUUCCUUAGAUUAAUCAAGGCUUAUCAAACAGUGUUCGUUCGCUUCGUACUUGGGCCACAUUCCACGAUGGGAAACAAAUCGUCUUUGAUGUUGAGAGUAGAAGAAAUAGCUCAAAUUCAAGAGGAAACGGGAUUCACUCCAAACCAAAUUGAGCGCCUAUACUCAAGAUUUACAUCCUUGGACAAAAAUGACUGUGGUACAUUGUCUCGAGAAGACUUUCUCCGUAUUCCCGAACUGGCCAUCAACCCCCUCAGUGAGCGCAUAGUCCACUCCUUCUUUGCUGAGAGCCAUGAUGACCGAGUCAACUUCCUGCAGUUCAUGAGAGUGCUAUCUCACUUCAGGCCUAUUAGAAAGAAUAGGGAGAACAAAUUGAAUAGUCGGGAGGAAAAACUAAGAUUUGCAUUCUCGAUGUAUGAUCUGGACAAUGAUGGUAAGAUCUCCAGGGAUGAGCUGCUGGCUAUACUGCACAUGAUGGUUGGAGUCAACAUCAGCGAAGAGCAGUUGACCAGCAUCGCGGAGCGCACAAUACUCGAGGCCGACACCAACAACGACCAGAUGAUCUCCUUCGAGGAGUUCUGCCACGCGCUGGACCGCACCGACGUCGAGCAGAAGAUGUCCAUCCGCUUCCUCAACUGACCGCCUGGCCCUACUGACUGGCUCUAUUACAGUCAAGUGUAACACGUCUUUUAUUCUAUCAACGCCAAAGACAACUAAUCUAGACGCAAGGUUCAUGUUUGUCGGGCCUUCAUCGACUAGAUCCUAAAUUAUAUGCCCUAUCCUCGUAAAGCUCAUGUUCCUUAGUACUUAUUAAGUUCGAUGAAAAUUUAAUCAUUUACUAUCGGAAUAGAGCUGCUUGUUUUGCUUCGUAAAAUUUUCAAACUAAGCAAAAAUCAACUCUAUUUCCUACAAUAUAGGUUCAAAUUUCACUAGCAAAUUUAGAUGUUUUUCUUGUAUGACUGGGCCUUAAGAGGCUAUAAUAACUGUAGUUCAAAUUGUGUAUUUGAACCGAAAUCAACACAGUUAACUGUCCAUUCGUAAACCUUACUGUAAGUGUUGUUUUAAGUACAUCGUCAAAGUAUUCUUCAUGCUUUGAAACCAGUUUUAUAAAUCUCUAAAUCUUGUAGCAUUAACGUUGGCGUGUGUGGCGUAUGAUCGUAAAAGAUUACACCUUCGUCUAGCAAUUUAGUGUGUAGCGUCGUUACAUUUGACCAUAAACAAUACGCACCCGCAGGCAAGCCGAAGUCAAGUUGACAAUUUUUUUUUAAGGAUGGUAUUACAACUCGUAAUUGUUACUGUUAAAGUUAUUUGAUUCGAACGAUUUUCGCAAAAUUAUAUCUACCGUUAUAUAAGUAGAUCAAAUAGAUCGUGACGCCCAUAGUAGCCAAAUAUAUCGGUGCACUCUUUUGUUACCAUAAAAAUAAGCAUGUGUUGCGAUAUAUUUGGCCACUGGCCGUCACUAUCUAUUUGAUGCUGACUACAACAUACAAAAAGUGAUGUUAAUUUUUGAAAAUACGUUCGUCUCAAAUAAACGUAAUAUUGUGCUCGUUUCGUUACAGUUUGUGUGGAAAACCAUAAUUUGGUGUAUAUAAUAAUAUAAUGGUGAUAUUAUUUAGAUUAAGUUUGAUGGAUUUAAAAUGUGUUUAUGUAUGAAUUUGUAAAUUAUAUCGUAGUUGUAUGGUAGCUGUCAUUGACAUUCGUUUUUGGAUAAUUUAAAUAGAAAAAGAGUCAUUUGUACUAUUAAUCCAGAGGGUUUCAUCUCCCUAAAUGAAAAUGUGGACAAAUUCUACGCCUAAAUAGGUAAAUAAUUUUUUACAACCACUUUUAAACAUUCAGUAAAGUGUGUUUCGCGAGUGACAAUGUCUGUAGGCGCCGUAUUUGUUAUUAGUUUGUUUUUUACUUGUUGCUAAAUUAUAAUUUAGGUAUUUAAAUUACUGUUGCAUUGUUAACUCUGCAUUUAAGAUAGUUGCGUAGGUUGAGCUACCCUUGGCUACUUCUUUGUAACGCUAAAUGUUUUGUCGUAUAUUAGAGCCACCAACCAAAUAUAUAAUUUUAAAUGUUAAGGGUUUGUGGGUAGACAGAAGUGGUUCUUGUAGAUUAGGAUAUAAUCGAUAGUGAAUGUAUUCAUAUAAACUACUCAUAGGUUCCAUUAACACACUAAUUUAUUAUUUAUUAUUGUACAAUAUUUAUUUUCAAAUAUAUAUUAUUGACAGGGAUUGUAAAAUAAACUGUACAGAGAAGAGGAAGUGGCGAGAGCAUAUACAUAUAGACCAAUAUAUUUUUUCUUAAAAUAAAUCAUUUAAUCAUUUCAUAAA